Molecule: messenger RNA, 5403 nt
Organism: Struthio camelus australis
Lineage: Eukaryota; Metazoa; Chordata; Aves; Struthioniformes; Struthionidae
Source: RefSeq, a predicted model, not a curated record
CCAGUGCAUCUGUACAAACGCGCGCACACCCCACGGCACAAGCUGACCAACCCUGGACACAUGCAGGGAAGCACACACAUGCCCUUCGCACAAGGGCUCACGCCCUCACGUGCUGCUGCCAGCUUUCACCUAGACCGACGUGCCUGUGCAAGGGGCGUGCUUAUGCACUCACACAGUCAGAAAACACACAUCUCCUGCUGAUACCCAAAAUGUGGGCUCAAAACGGCGCUCCCCUAGCAUACCUCCCAAACUGCUUUUUCUCAUCCUGCUCUCUUUGCCUCCCUCAGGACUGCAGCUCUGGGGCGCAGGGAGAUCUUUGCUAUGAUCGCAGCACCAGCCAUCUCUACCCACUCCCUGGCCACCUCCCUGCACAGUAAAGCCAGGGUCUCCUCUCUCCGCUAUAUGCCCCCAGCCCGGGAGCAGCAUGGGGAGCGUCAGUAGCCUCAUCUCCGGCCACAGCUUCCACAGCAAGCACUGCCGAGCCUCCCAGUACAAACUCCGCAAGUCAUCCCACCUGAAAAAGCUGAACAGGUACUCAGACGGGCUGCUUCGUUUCGGCUUCUCCCAGGACUCCAGCCACAAGUCCAGCUCCAAAAGCAGCAAGAACGAGGACUUCUUUUAUAUCAAGGUCAGCCAGAAAACGCACGGCUCCCACCGGGCGGACUACACAUCGCUUUCCGGCGGGGAGCUGGGCAGCCAGGCCGGGACGAGCAGCACGGACUUUGGGACGCCCACCCCUCAGAAACGGAUGCCCUUUUCCAAUCAGCUGGAACUGGGCACAGAAAAGACUGCCGCAAGACCGACAGCCUUCAAACCAGUGCUGCCCCGGUCCGGUGCCAUCCUCCACUCCUCCCCAGAGAAUGGCAGUCACAUCUCCCAGCAGCUGCAUCCUCUGGACAAAGCCAAGGACCAAGAGCUCAAGCCGGUGCUGUGCUCUGGCGCGCUGUCCGACUCCGGCAGGAACUCCAUGUCCAGCCUCCCGACCCACAGCACGAGCAGCAGCUACCAGCUUGACCCGCUGGUCACCCCCAUGGGACCCAUCAGCCGCUUUGGGGGCUCAGCCCACAACAUCACCCAGUGUGCUGUCAUCCAAGACAGUAACAUGAUGAGUCUCAAGGCGAUGUCCUUCUCUGAUGGGGGCAACAAGAUCAUCAACCCUAGCAAAGCCUCCCACCACCAUGCCUCUGAGAAGGCCACUUGCAUCCGUUCACCCAUCUCCACAGAUGAGUCCACCAUCCAGGAGCUGGAGCAAAAGCUGCUAGAGAGGGAAGGAGAGCUGCAGGAACUUCAGUCGAGCUUUGAGGAGAAGGAAGUCAACUCCUGUCAAGUUUAUGAAGAGAAACAGAGGCGCUGCAAGGAAGAGCUGGAAGGCCUCAAGCAGAAAUGCAACAGCAAGCUCAAGCAAACCUCGCAGAAAACCCAGCGGACACAGCAAGUCCUUCACCUCCAGGUGUUCCAGCUGCAGCAGGAGAAGAAACAGCUCCGGGAAGAGCUGGAGAACCUCAUGAAAGAGCAAAACCUGCUAGAGACCAAGCUGAGGUCCUAUGAGAAGGAGAAGACCAGCUUUGCCCCAGCGCUGGAGGAGACUCAGUGGGAGGUGUGCCAGAAGUCUGGGGAAAUCUCCCUCCUGAAGCAGCAGCUGAAGGAAUCCCAGACUGAGCUUAACAGCAAGACCACUGAGAUCCUCAGCCUGAAAGCUCAGCUGAAAGAGGUGAGGGUGAAGAUGGAAAGGCUGGAGAUGAAAACCCAGGACCUGGAGGACUCACUGCGCACCAAAGCCAUGGAGCUGGAAGUGUGCGAAAAUGAGCUCCAGCGCAAGAAGAAUGAGUCCGAACUCCUCAGAGAGAAGGUGAACCUGCUAGAGCAAGAGAUCGUAGACCUCCGAACAGAGCUUGCCAUCCUCAAGGAGCAGCUGAGUGAAGGCCGGGAUGGGGCCAGAUCUGCCUCCAGCUCAGCCCUGGGGAUGGUGGACGAUGCACAGGCCUUACAGGGAGAGGUGGAAAGGCUGAAGGCAGAGCUGAAGGCUGAGCGGGACAACAACGAGCAGAUGACCUCCAGCUUCCAGCACGAGCGGCAGACAUGGAAGGAAGAAAAAGAAAAGGUGAUUCAUUAUCAGAAGCAGCUGCAACAGAGCUACCUGCACAUGUACAAAAGGAACCAGAAUCUGGAGAAGAUGCUCCAGCAGCUUGCCUCAGGGGAAGAUGGCAAGGAGCCCAUUGAGCUGGAUAUACCUGGUGCUGAUGUCCCCUACGAAGACAUCAUCGCCACCGAGAUCUGACCCAGACAUUCCUUCUCCUCCUCGCAAACAGGCAUCUCUUCCAGGCAAGAAGUACUUCCUUGCAGCUCAGUUCGUGCUGGGUGCACCUUGUACAGUUCAGAGGAGCCAUGCAUUUAUUAGCUGAGCUGAUUGCCUGGCCAGCUCGUGAGCCCUUCUCCCCUCCCAGUGUUGCACCAUGACGGUGCCCUACGCUGCCUGUCGUGUUAGAGGUGAACAAGCAAUUUGUGCCAAUGGUGAUGUGCCCAGCAUCUGCCCCUCGCGUCCAAUGCGUCCUCAGCAGGAUGCCUUCUGCUCAUUUGUAGGAUUAAGAAGCCAGAGACAGGGGCAAUAAGGGAACAGGACUUUAGCAACAAACUUUCCUAUCAGGUAACAAGAUGAUGCAAAAUUCCCAAGGGAUCUUCUCCCCACAGGGUGAACGCCAGAGCAAUGACUCAAAGGGAACCCGUGAGUAGCACAGCUCUGGGAAUGCGGAUGCCACAGCCCUUCCUACCUUGUUCAAGAGGAAACAACCAAUGCCACAUUUCCACCACUGGUCCCUGGCCCACAACCUGCAGAAAGCACUAAGCUGCUCUGAAAUUUAUUUAUCUUUCUCCAGUUGAUUCUGAUUUCCAGAGAGCAGGUGGCCAGGGAGCCAGCUCGUAAGGAGCAAGAGGAUUUGUAUCAUGCCAUUGACCCAGGCAAGAAAUCCUGCUCUGCUUCUUCAUUCCUUCAGCUAUCCUAGAGUGCCUCAGGAAUGACUCUACACACACACACACACACACACACACACACACACACACAUGCACACGCUCAUUCAAGACCAAGGAGGAAUAGCAACCUUAGAUUUAUAGGGUUGACUCAGCUUUUUUUUCCCCCUAGUGCACACCACUGGAAAGCACCAUCUUCUAAAAGGACUAGUGACUCUAAAAGCUCACUCCAAGAUACCUUAAAAGAGGCCUGGGUUUCCAUAAGGUGCCUCUUGGGAAACAAACUCCUUUCAACUUCCUGAAGUUGAACAGCAAGAAUGUAAGCAGCCAGAAAUCAGCAGAGUUUUAGAAAAUCCCAAAUUAAUUGCUUCCCACCUUCUCCUUAUCUCUACAGAGUUGCAGCAACCAAAAAUAUGGAUCUUUUCACUUUCAGUUAUCACAACAGUAACUGCCCCAGGCUGAGCGAGCAUCUGGCAGUGAGCUCCUACCUUGUUCCUGCAAAUAUCCAUGUCGUAACUGCCUUUCAUUAACGAUCGUGGUCCGUGUUGAAUCUAAGCAGGUUUCCUAUCCCUCACCUAGAGCUGCACCAGCACUUCCCUCCUGCAAGGCCAGGGAUCUUCUCCUAACUUGCACUGUAAAACAUAUCCAUGGCGAGCCAUUGCUCCCAUCUCUGAAGGACAAGGACUUAAUAUCCCUAUUCCCCAGCUGCUGAACUGGUAACUGGAUUUAAGGAUUAACGGAAAUUUCCAAACUGCAGCCAGCCCUGAAGAAUCAAGAGUGAAAUCAAUUUUAUUUACCCCAAGGAGGGACUUGGCCCAAUGCACAGGCAGAAGGAAAUGACCCGACAUGCUCUCUCUUUUUCUGCUGUGACUGACUCCCUCCCGCUCUCUCCCCCCUUCAAACUCUGACUGCCUUAUUUCCUCCGAUGCCAUUAAGUCUGCAGGUUCCUGCUGCAGCAGUUGACGGGAGCUGGUAAGAGAAAAUGCUCUCAUUUUGUUUUCUACCCUAGCUCUUUCCUGCCUUCAGCAAGCGAAAGAAAAGGCUCCACUGCAGCAGCAGGCUUCAGAGGAGUGUGCGCUUGCUGAGGGGCCCAGGAGCAGCCCCUUUCCCAGCCCCCUCGCUGCUCUGCACGGGCCGGCGGCCAGGAGGGAAAUCGCCCACCACGCACCUCCGGCAGGUGCCAAACACCCUGCAAGUCAGCCGCUGAUGUGCGAUAAUCGAUGUCCCAAGAGCUGAGCUUGGCAGGGUGGAGGUUUCUAGCUGGGACCACUUUGUACCAGUGCAAUGGUAUUUUUAUUGCAAUAUGUUUAUUUAUCCACUAGCAAGCUGGGCCAAACCCCACAAAGCCCUCUCUCCACAGGUUGUGAGGGAGCGUCACGUUGCUGUCCCUGAUCCCCCCACAAAUUCAGCCAAGGGCUCAAAGCCAGGCUGCCCUUGUGCUACCAGCCUCCCUGCAGCCAGCAGACUCGGAGCAAAAGGAUUUCGCAUCCCUCACUCCACGCUAGCCUGACAAAUGCAAAAGUUGGAAACCAAUCUGUGCCUUCUGUACCUCCCCCUCGAGCAAUCCCAAGCCACAUGCCACCCCACAAGCAACCCCUGUCUGGGCGUCCCGGGCUGGGCACACAGCACUUGCCCAUCCUUAGCCAUCGUCUGCUGGAAAAAAGCAAACCUCAAAUCCAGGUUUCAGCCCUACGGCUCUAUGUCAGGGCUAGGUCAGGUCACUUUUACUGCAAGCUACAGGGUAGGGGAGCAGUCCCAGCCUUUGCCCAAACCUGCUGAAAGGACAGUUUAGGAGGUCCAGAAGAUCAAGGGCAAAAAGAGGAUGGCAGACAGCUAUCCAGUGCGCAUCCGACUCAGCUCUGAUUUGUGAGGCCAGAAGGGAUUUUCUGCAUCAUCCAAGCCAUAGAGCUUCACUGAGCGGUUUUGUAUCCCCCUCCGCAUCCCGUGUUCGAGCCAGAGCACAGUUACUGGAAGCUGUUAAGCGUCAAAUAAGUGAAAGGAACAGAAGGGAGCAGAGUUCUUCCCGACUGCUCCUUUUUAAUAGCUCCUCACAAGGCAUUGGCCUUCCCAGGCUUUCCAGCCCUGUUCCUGCCUUGCCCCUGAAGCCAACGGACUCCACUCCCAUUGACUUUGAGGGCACCCCGUCCGAUUUCCUCACAGCACCAGCCCCGUAUCCUCACCAACAAGCGCUGUACAAUGUGAUCGACUGGAGACAUUGACUUGCUGCCUUUGCACAAUGCUGUGUUUGACCGUAUGCAUCGCAGAUGUGUCAUUCCUUGGUGUGAGUAAUGGCUGUCCUGCCCCGCUCCAGGAGAGGCCAGGGUUCAGUCUGUACAUAUAAUUAUUUUUCUGCAGGUUUUUUGGAUGUUACUUCUGGUGACUGAUGUAAACUACUGGUAAUUUUAUGUUUUUAUUUAUAAAUAAAUUUUUUAAAACUUA